Messenger RNA from Pecten maximus, 4948 nucleotides. RefSeq lists its product as uncharacterized. The record is from RefSeq and is a predicted model, not a curated record. Gene Ontology annotation, biological process: monoatomic ion transport; protein localization to ciliary inversin compartment; transmembrane transport. The transcript is spliced from 4 exons. Gene Ontology annotation, cellular component: ciliary inversin compartment; membrane. The coding region runs from base 266 to 3970 and encodes 1234 amino acids. Gene Ontology annotation, molecular function: protein binding; monoatomic ion channel activity. Lineage: Eukaryota; Metazoa; Mollusca; Bivalvia; Pectinida; Pectinidae.
CCACAGCAUAGGUCUAAAUGUCGGUGUAACUGUGGAACCUAUUAGGUGCAUGGUGCCCUUGACCUGUAAUUCCUCUACAGAAACCAUUGUUAAAGAAAGAUUAAUCCUGCCGUAAUGCCAAAUGAAAAUAACCAUUAGCCGGGAACUUUCACACUUGACAAUGAUCGUUUACUGGAGGCAACCGACAGAGCACCUCUGUCUGUAUGUCAACGACAGGCAGCAAUGAAUUUAAGAUAAACCAAAUAUCAUCUUAUAUAAGGCCAAGAUGGACGACCUUCCGGAGUGCAUGCGCAAGCGACCCAGACGCCAAUCUCUGUAUCAGGGUGAUGCUCGGGAGGUUUCAGCUGAUGGUGACUACGCCAGUCUUAGGGAAUCAAGACUGAAAAAAGAGAAACUUAAACCCCUUGACGAUAUAGAAGAUGAUGAUGAUGAUGACGACGACGAGGAAAAAACAGCUGUAACUUCACAUCCUACUGUUCAAACAUCUCCGACGAACAAUAUACACGCUCGGAAUCUGUUUCAGAUUGUUGAAAAGGGUGACAUUUUGAAGAUUAUAGAACUAAUCAAUAAGGCUGAUCUGGCUUUGCUUCAAUGCGUCACUUCCAUUGGUGAUUUGAAGGACAUGAAUGUUCUACAUUACGCAUUGCAUCAUAAAAGGUUCGAUGUCGCCAAAAUACUUAUCGAAAAAGCAGGGGCGUUUCUGGCAAGUCAAACGUUUUCACUCCACGGAUCUACUUGCACUGCCCUCCAUCAAAUUACAGAAAGCAAUGGCAUUGACUUGGCUAGAUUGAUCCUGAAUACUAAAUCACAAGCAGAACAACACCGAAUGAUAAAAGAAGAAGUGAUAAAGGAUAUCCCAAAUCAAAGGUCAAGGUCAUUUUCAUGUUUUCACCUCGCCGCUUUCAACGGUCACACAGAACUCGUUCGUCUGUACUUAAAUACGGGGAUAGAUGUGAAUCUAUUAAAUAGCAAGAACGAUUCAGCGGUUCUGUGGGCAGCUAGAUGGGGACACAACGCCACAGUGUCUUUGCUGCUGGAAAACAAUGCGGACGCAAACAUCGAGAAUGACAAGAAGUCGACAGCUCUCCAUUGGGCAGUGCGUUACGAACAAGCAAACACAGUCAAACUGUUACUGAAGAAAGGGAAUGUUAACCCAAAUCAUAUCCGUUCUAUGGGGUUGGUUGCACCCCUUGUUCUAUCAUCGGCUAUUGGAAACAACCGAAUAGUUAAACUUCUACUAACGAAUGGCGCUGAUGUAAACAUUGUAAUACGCGGAGGAGAAUGUGCGUUACAUUAUGCAGCCAAGGAGGGACACAUCAAGGUCGUGAAGACUCUUCUCAGAUACGGGGCCGAUAUCAACAUGCAAGACGAGAAGGGUGACAUGGCCAUCAAUCUAGCAUCACAGAAAGGUCAUGCUGAUAUCGUCAACUUUCUUUUGAUGAAAGGCGCCGACAUGUUUCACAAUAAUGAUAUUGGGGAAGAUUGCUGGGACAAUGCGAUACAACAGGAAGCUAACGGCAUCCUCCGUGUGUUAGCCAAGCACUACGACGUUUCUAAAAAGACAGCCGGAUUCUCAGGUAUUCCACCAGUAAGUGUAGCUGCACGUCUAGGUCGAACCGAGAAAAUUAAAGCACUUCUACAAAUGAAGUUUGAUCCCAAUGAAGUAGACUUUGAUGGGAACACAUGUCUCCACUAUGCCGCUAUGUACAACCGGGACGAGGUUAUACGUGAAAUCGGCAAUCAAAUAGAUGUAAACAAACAAAACGGAAAGAAGGAAACAGCUCUACACAUAGCAUGUAUGAAGGGCAACGAGGAGGCAGCGUUUGCACUUAUGAAUAUGAAAGCAAAGACUAACGUUAGAAAUACAUUAGGGGAAACAGCACUGCAUGUGGUCGGUUAUUCCAACAACUCAACCCCAGAAAUUGCACGAGCUGUUUUGUCACACACUAUCAAGGUCCAUGACUGGGUGAGCGUAAAUUGCACAGACGAUGCCGGCAACAACGCUUUGCAUUUAGCAGGAAAAUUUGCAAGUCCAGAUGUUUUAUGGGAAUUCCGAUUCGUCCGAUUCAAAGACACGGAUGUUGAUGGUAAUACCCCACUGCACGAAGCCGUACGACCAGGAUAUGAGGAGGUUUUACAUACUGCCCUGGAUAUCUACGAAUGCAUGCAGAGAGACGCUGAUAUCAACCACCACAAUAACAGUGGUAAAACUGUUCUCCAUCUUGCUGCAUCUGCAGGGUUCUCAGACUGCGUUACACGGCUCAUAUUUUACGGAGCCGACCUCGCACGCAAGGACCAUCGCGGGAAUACUGUCCUACAUCUGCUAGUUCGAGCUAUUGUGGAUGAUUGCGACAAUGAAUCGCUUUACAUGAAUGUUGUUGAUACGAUUUUGCAAGAAUCAGUACGAUGGUGUUGCAAUGUAAAUGAUGUCAGAUAUCCAAGCGAUAACAAACAGUAUUUUCAACAACUUCAGCGAAAAGCUAUCCUGUCAUUGGUAAACGACUUCAAGAACGACAGCAUGCUUUCUGUUCUUGGUUACGCUUCUAAGAGAGGCUGCGAUGUAUUCCUGAAACGAAUAUUGGCUAUGCCGGAGGUUAUGUAUUUUGAAAGGAAUGAAACUGUAUACUAUGACAUCACACAUCUGACACCAAUGACCAAUGGAUCUAACAAAAGAUGUUGCGGCGAGACACGAGUUCAACAUUCUGUUUCUCUCAUUGAAUUGCUAGUGACCAGUGAUUCUUCUCAUCGCGCUUCAAAAGUAUUGAACUUGCCACCUUUUCGAAAAAUCGAAAUGAUGUACACAUCAACGAUAGCCUGGGCGUACGCUUUCCUUAUGUUCCUCCACGUCGCUUACAUGAGUGCGUUCACAUUCCUUGGUAUUGAGAUGUCGGCUAAAUUUCGAGGAUUGAGGAAUGGUACGCUUAUCGAAAACAAUGAUUCUCUAAUGAUUGCCACAUACAUAAUCGUUCCCUUAGAACCGAUGAUAUUUCUACUGAAUGGUAUCAUUGUGCUGAUGGUUAUGGUAUGCAGAAGGAAAAUUUCCUCGUCGGAGUCUUUCUUUAUACUGGCGAUCAACCUAACAUUUGCUAUCUUGGCACUAGUUUGGCUAUUCCUCGUUGCCAUGCGCGAGGUUAACCACGAUUACGUUCUCUCUGUUAGUCUCUGUAUAGGAUGGCUGUAUUCGAUAUCGUUCACUCGUGGAUUCAAACAGAUUCAUUAUUUCUGGAAAAUGCUUCUUAGCAUGCUAUCGAGGGACGUGUUGCGGUUCAUUCUUGUUUUUCUGUUUGUUUUGCUAGCAUUUAGCUUUGCAUUUCACACACUUUUCCAGUUGUCAUCAGACAUUGUUAAUGUGUAUACGUAUCCCUUUGAUACUAUGUUUCUUGUGUUCAACACAAUGGUAGGGAUGGCGGACAUAUUCACUGAUCAUUUGGAUGCUGCCAUGAUAACUGCAGGAAGAACCACAACAUUCUUAAAGGUCAUGUACGUUGUCUAUAUAGUAUUUUCCACCAUUAUCCUCUUGAAUCUUCUGAUAGCCAUGAUGAACGAUUCUUAUUCAAACAUCCUAAAUAAUCAACAGGUCUUGUGGCGGGUAGAUUCCAUCAAAAUUGGAAUUAAUGUUGAAAACCUUCUCUUAAAAUUCCCUAGAUACUUUGGAAAAACCAAUAUUCGACAUUGUGUGAUAGCUGCAGAUUAUACCGGCUCUGUUGAUGAAAGAUGGUACUUAAUCAUGACAAAGGAUGAGAUCAAGCUUCUCAAUGAUGGAGAUUCAAAGUCUCGUGACAUCCAUCCCUUAGGUGGUGUGCUUGAAGAACAAUACAAGCGCAUGGAAAAGCGUGUUGAUAAUAUUGAGAAACUAAUGGCUGAAAACUUCGCAAAAACAAUUGCUUUGUUGGAUAAAAAGUUGCCCAAAGCCAACGAAGAACAGGACGGGCCGCAGCACUCCCAAAGAUCAUGUACAUUGUCUAAAUGAUUGGUCGGAUUAAUAUCCUACAAUUCCUAUUCAAACAUCUUGGAUAAUCAGGAGGCCUUGUGGUGUAAUGUACAUGUAGCUUCACACGUCGAAAGAAGACACCAAUCCAAUGAAUGGUUUACAUGACGAAGUAUUGUAUAGUUAAAUUUCGCGUUUGUUCCAGUCGGAACCUGUUCUCGGGUGUUUAUUUUCAUGUUAUAUUCAAGGAUUGUGAACAUAACUGAAUCAGAUCCCAACUGUAAAAAAACACAAGAAAGCUGUGUUGACGAUAUUUAACUACUUAAUAAUAGUGAAAGAUAUCGAUAAAUGUAAUCUAUGUUUGCUAGAUAAAAGUCAUCCAAAUGAUAACAAAUGUUGAUAUUUAAUGUAGUAAUAAGUUACACAUUGGUGCGGUGUAAUGAUAUACAAAGGUUACGGAAUACCUUUAAAAUGUUACACAGUGAGGUGAGAGUUCUUUCCAAAGAUAGAUUAGUUGCAUUAGAAUUAAUGCGAUACGUCAGAAAGAGCGAGUUACAUUAAGCGCAUGUUGGAAUAAAUAUCAUUUAUUCAUUGACGAAGAAAGUACGCCUGAACAGAUUAAAGGAUCAGAAAAUGCAGGCACACUAUUAUCGCACAAAUUUACUUUUCUUGAUAGAAAACAUGUACUCUAUUUUUGCAUAUGCAUUCUAAUUAGAUAGAAUAAUCAAUGACAUUAAGGAACAUGUACAUAUUUAUAAUAAUCUUAAUGUUGAACUUGGUUAAUUCUCAAAUAUCAGUUGACAUGUAUAAUCAAUAUAUCUUUUCGCUUUCCCAUUUUAUCACGCCAACGUCUACAUAAGUAUUCCGUUUAAUUGUCAUACUUGGGUGCAUUGACGCACCCAAGCCUUGAAAUUAAGGCAUUCUUCGACUAAUAUUCCAGAGCAACAACGUUUUGUAUCUAAUACUGGGCCUACACUGUGACAAUACAUCCAUACAAUAAAUUGUUAUUCAAAGAAUAUA